UAUAUUUUGCAGAAGCUGAUGAGUUGUUCUUUUUUUUUGUUAUAUGCUGUGCUGUUAUCAUUAUCACUCACUCUCAUAGGCAGAAUUGAGAGCAGCUUUAAUUAAUUAGCUAACUACCUAUCAUUGUAUAAGUCUAAAUUAAUUACAGAGCACUUUCUAAUUUUCUUGUUUUGGUUAAAUUUUCUUUCUUUCUUUCUUCUUUUGAAGUGUUUGUUUUCCAAGUUCCAUGGACCAAACUACCCUAAAAUUGUCUAUGGUACUUCUUCAAACAAACUUUACACACUUUCUUCUUUUUUCCAUAAUAAUAAAUCCAUCCAUUGACUUGUAUAUUUCUUCCUCACCACAUAUUUUAUUUUCAAAAUAUCACCCUUUCCAUUCCAUGUCCCAAACUCCAGUUCAUAUCAUUGCCCCACCCUGUAUACUGAAAGUGAAACUUUUAAUGUUUGUUCUGUCUAGUCUAGCCAGCUUAAUCUAGACUGCAUUUCACUCCCUGCCACCAGACAUUUCCCUACACAUUGAUAUGGAACCUACUGGCAGGUCAUCCUCAUCCAAUAAGCAAUCACCACCUGUAAUAACUCCAUUGCCCAGAGAUCCUCGUGGAUCACUAGAAGUAUUUAAUCCUUCAUCUACUUCCUCGACCCGAUCCACUAACCUAGCUUAUCGCCCCAAUACCAACUGGAAAACUUGGGUCGAGAAACCACAUGAUGGUCCAAACACCCAGUCGCCCCCCAAGUCGGGUCGGGCAGAAGAAGCUACCACAUGGAUGGCUAUCAAGGACCCUGCACCAUCACCAACACUCCCACUACUGUCAUCACCUUCACAUUCUCAGCUUAUUGGCAAUGAUCAAGACAAGAAUCCUGCCACAGAAUUAUCAGGAGAAGCUGAAAUGGCAGCGAGAAGGGCGGCCGAGUGGGGCCUAGUGCUAAAACCCGAGACCCAAGAGGGUAAACCGCAAGUAGGUGUUCGGUCGUCGGGUGGGGAUGAACCAAAUAGUAAUAAACCGGGUACUUCUAGAAGAAAUUCAAAUAAUUCAGUUCAGAGCUCCGGGGGAGACUUAUCCGAAGAUGAUGGAGGGAAAGAGAAUAAAGGAAUUCCUAGAGUUUCAGAAGACAUUAAAAAUGCACUAUCCACUUUCCAACAGACAUUUGUGGUAUCUGAUGCUACAAAACCUGACUACCCAAUAAUGUAUGCAAGUGCUGGAUUCUUUAAAAUGACAGGAUAUACCUCUAAAGAGGUCAUAGGCAGGAACUGUCGGUUUUUACAGGGUGCUGACACGGACCCAGAAGAUGUGGCUAAAAUUAGGGAGGCUUUACAGUCAGAGAAUAGUUACUGUGGAAGAUUGCUCAAUUAUAAGAAAGAUGGGACCCCUUUUUGGAACCUUCUUACUAUUUCUCCUAUUAAAGAUGAAUCUGGGAAAGUCCUCAAAUAUAUUGGGAUGCAGGUGGAGGUUAGCAAGUUUACAGAGGGGUCCAAAGAUAAGAUGUUACGUCCUAAUGGAUUGCCUGAAUCCUUGAUCCGAUACGAUGCACGGCAAAAAGAAAUGGCUACAAGCUCAGUAACUGAACUAGUUCAAGCAGUAAAGAGGCCUCGUUCGCUCAGUGAAGCGACCAGUCGUCCCUUAAUGCGAAAGUCGGAAAGUGGUGGAGAAGACGAAAGAAAAGGAGCGCUGGGAAGGCGAAAUUCGGAGAAUGUACCUUCAAACAGAAGGAAUUCACUUGGGGGUGCUCGAAACUCAAUGCAGAGCAUCAAUGAGUUGCCAGAAAAGAAACCAAGAAAAUCUAUCCGCCUUUCUUUCAUGGGGCUUAUGAAGAAAAGUAGUACUCAAUCCAAUGCUGAUAGCUUUGACGAUGCGCUGAUUCUUAAUGGUGAUGAUGAUGAUGUUGAUGAUGAUGAGGAGAGUGAAAUUGAUGAAAGGCCAAAUAGCGUUGAUGACAAAGUUAGGAAGAAGGAAAUGAGAAAAGGUAUUGACCUUGCAACAACACUUGAACGUAUAGAGAAAAACUUUGUCAUUACUGAUCCAAGGCUGCCAGAUAAUCCCAUUAUAUUUGCCUCGGAUAGCUUCUUGGAGCUGACAGAGUACAGCCGUGAAGAGAUCUUGGGCAGAAAUUGCAGAUUCUUGCAAGGUCCUGAAACUGAUCCUGCUACUGUGAGGAAAAUAAGAGAGGCAAUUGAUAACCAGACAGAUGUUACUGUGCAGCUCAUCAACUACACUAAGAGUGGCAAGAAGUUCUGGAACUUGUUCCAUCUGCAGCCUAUGCGUGAUCAGAAGGGAGAAGUGCAGUAUUUCAUUGGAGUCCAACUGGAUGGAAGUGAACAUGUUGAGCCACGCUCCAAUUGUAUUCCAGAAGAAACUGCACAAGAGAGUGAAAAACUGGUAAAACAAACUGCAGAAAAUGUUGAUGAAGCAGUGAGAGAACUUCCAGACGCUAAUUCGAAACCAGAAGAUUUGUGGGCAAAUCACUCAAAGGCGGUUCAUGCAAAGCCUCACAGGAAGGACACUCCAUCUUGGAAAGCAAUUCAAAAGAUCUUAGAUGAUGGAGAACCAAUAGGCCUGAAACAUUUUAGGCCAGUAAAGCCCUUGGGAUCUGGUGACACUGGCAGUGUACAUUUGGUAGAACUGAGUGGAACGGAUCACCAUUUUGCCAUGAAGGCUAUGGAUAAGAAUGUUAUGCUCAACCGUAAUAAGGUACAUAGAGCGUGUGCUGAGAGAGAAAUUCUUGACAUGUUAGACCACCCUUUCCUUCCUGCAUUAUAUGCUUCAUUUCAGACCAAAACACAUAUCUGUCUGAUAACUGAUUACUGCUCUGGUGGAGAGCUCUUCAUGCUUUUGGACAGACAACCAACAAAAGUCCUGAAGGAAGAUGCUGCAAGAUUUUAUGCUGCAGAAGUUGUUAUUGCACUGGAGUACCUUCACUGUCAAGGGAUAAUUUACAGGGAUUUGAAGCCUGAAAACGUUCUACUCCAGAGCAGUGGACAUGUCUCGUUGACAGAUUUUGAUCUAUCAUGUUUAACAUCAUGCAAACCGCAGCUUUUGAUUCCAACAGUAGAUGAAAAGAAAAAGCACCGUAAACAUCAUCAGCAAGAUCCCAUUUUUAUGGCUGAACCCAUGAGAGCUUCAAAUUCUUUUGUUGGCACUGAAGAGUAUAUAGCGCCGGAAAUUAUAACUGGGGCAGGACAUACCAGUGCAGUGGACUGGUGGGCUCUUGGGAUCCUUCUAUAUGAAAUGCUUUAUGGAUAUACUCCAUUUAGAGGAAAGACGAGGCAAAAGACAUUUGCCAAUGUUCUUCAUAAAGAUCUUAAAUUUCCAAGAAGCAGACAGCAGGUAAGUCUCCAUGCAAAGCAGUUAAUGUACAGAUUGUUGCAUAGGGAUCCCAAAAACAGAUUGGGUUCUCAUGAAGGAGCAAAUGAGAUUAAGAGGCACCCGUUCUUCAAGGGUGUCAAUUGGGCAUUAGUCCGCUGCAUGAAUCCUCCUGAGCUUGACACCCCUAUUUUCGAGAAUGAAGCAGAAAAGGAAGCUAAACUUAUUGAUCCUGAACUCUUGGAUCUACAAAACAAUGUUUUCUAAACAGGUUAGCAUUGUUUUGUUUAUUCUUAAGGACUUCAAAGCUUUUCUAUUUAAAUAAUAGUCUCAAAUUGUAUCUUAAUAUAUAAUAUAAUAUGUAUAUUUUUUCUUUUCUUAAGAUGUUACAUUGAAAUGUUUUGACAUUGGCAAGAAGGCGAUGAUAGGCUGGGAUCAUCUCAUUUUAAUUAUCUGGCUUUGGUUGAUUUUACUUGUGUGCUUUGCCAUUAGAAUGGAAGAAACUUAGGGUUUUGGGGUCCUAUGUAUUGAUAUGUUUGCUUGUUGUAAUGAGUCUGCAAUCUAUGUUCAUUAGUUUUGAUAUUAAAUUAAUUUGUUUCUUCUGAAUUUAAA
This is a messenger RNA of Ricinus communis (castor bean), 3910 nucleotides long. RefSeq names its product phototropin-1. The record is from RefSeq and is a predicted model, not a curated record. Lineage: Eukaryota; Viridiplantae; Streptophyta; Magnoliopsida; Malpighiales; Euphorbiaceae. The transcript has 23 exons. Bases 521 to 3565 code for a protein of 1014 amino acids. Gene Ontology annotation, molecular function: protein serine/threonine kinase activity; ATP binding. Gene Ontology annotation, cellular component: plasma membrane; cytoplasm; nucleus. Gene Ontology annotation, biological process: protein phosphorylation.